Molecule: messenger RNA, 753 nt
Organism: Ceutorhynchus assimilis (cabbage seed weevil)
Lineage: Eukaryota; Metazoa; Arthropoda; Insecta; Coleoptera; Curculionidae
Source: the annotation of a GenBank genome assembly
AUGUUUACACUUCCACCGUACCCACCCAAAGACUAUGUCCUCAAAGAAGUACCAAAACUCCAAAGAAGUUCGCCUCAAUUUACUCCGGACUCGCAACCUAGAGUCACUCAAACCACUUUAGGUAUCUUUUGCUCGCCUGUGGAAUACGCUGAAGGCGAAAGGCCCGAAAAUGUUGAGACGAAAGGACUGAGUCCGUUCAUUUUGGAAAAGAUGGCUCAAGAAGCUCGAGCCGACUGGAUCGAUAAGCCUGGCAAGGAUGAUUUCUUUAUACACGACAUGUACAAAAAGUAUACUGUGAAGUUUGAUGAAUUUAAUAAGCAUAAAGAAAAAGUCUUCAACAGAUCCUACCAGUACGAACUAGUAUGCAUCGAAGCACGUCGCCUAGAAAAGGUCCGCGAAAAAUGCGAAAGAGAACAAGCCUUAUCGGACGUAGCCGAACAAAAGGAAUACGAAGAAUCUCAUCGGCCGAUGAAAAUGCUACCCUGCAAAGCGCAACCUCCUUUCUGGUGGAAACAGGUUGUGAAAGAACCUCAACCGACCACGACUACAAUCGAACCAGAAUCGAGAAAACCAACAGCUUCAAAAAGGUGGGCCAAGCAACCUUGCCUCACUCAUACCGUGGUUGAUGAUCCUUGCAGGCGAAGAUGGGAUAUGCAAUUGGUUGGACAGCCAUUCAAAUCAGAAGCCUGUAAUUUUUAUUACGAGAAUUACCCACCGCCUGACAUUGAGUUUAGACCGAAAAGAUUUAUGUGA